AGGAAGAUGACAGAAGUCAAUGAAAAUGAAGUCAAUGGCCGACUCCGGGGCAGACUUUGUGCUGGAGGUGACAGACUAACAUCCCUGAAAAUGGAAGAAGAAGCAGCCACUGAGGCUCCAAAAUCCACCCAGGAAUCUAUCCUUAAAGAAGAGACUAUUACAGAGAGAAAGUGGGUCAAGCUUGAACAGACAACCUAUGUAGAUCCGACAGGUAAAACAAGAGUAUGGGAGUCUGUCAAGCGCACAACCAGAAGAGAAGGGGUUUCAGCUGACGCGGUCACAAUUAUUCCUGUGUUGCAAAGAACUCUCCACUAUGAUUGUGUGGUCCUAGUGAAACAAUUUAGGCCUCCCAUGGGUGUGUGUACUGGCUUAGGAAUUUACUGUGUCCUGGCUCUGAUUGCAGUUCUGAUUUGUGCUGCAGGUCUAAUUGAUGAAAAAGAAAGUCCAGAGACUGCUGCUUUGCGUGAACUGAAGGAAGAAACGGGAUAUCAAGGGGAUAUCCUCGAGUGCUCUCCAGCACUAUGUUUGGACCCAGGCUUGACCAACUGCACGUCACACAUUGCGACCGUCACCAUCAAUGGCGACAGUCCUGUCAAUUUGAAGCCCAAACAGAAGCUUGGUGAAGGAGAAUUUGUGGAAGUAGUUACGCUACCAAAGAAAGAUUUCUUGCAGAGAAUUGAAGAGCUGGUGGCAGUUGAGCAUCUUAUAGUGGAUGCCAGAGUUUACGCUUACGCUUUGGCCUUGAAGCAUGCAACAGACACACCAUUUCAAGUACCAUUCAUGAAAUUCUGAGGCAGCAUCAUUUUUAGUCCUUUGGAAGUGUUUCCUUUAUCAUGUCAAAGGGCUGUGGAGUUGUCACAAUGGCACCUUUUCACUGAAAGUACUCGAAAUUACAUCCAACAGUAAUCAUGUUCAAAGACAACUGUGGGUGGGUAGUCUAAUGGUCUGAAAGACUGCAUUCAAUGUAAUUAACUUCUGGUACCUGACUAGAAUUAUCUUAGAAAAAAAUAAACGUCUUCACAUGC
Sphaerodactylus townsendi is the source of this 1025-nucleotide messenger RNA. It is a transcript of the gene NUDT5, whose product is annotated as nudix hydrolase 5. The transcript has 11 exons. The coding region runs from base 7 to 792 and encodes 261 amino acids. Gene Ontology annotation, cellular component: nucleus. The record is from RefSeq and is a predicted model, not a curated record. Lineage: Eukaryota; Metazoa; Chordata; Lepidosauria; Squamata; Sphaerodactylidae. Gene Ontology annotation, biological process: nucleoside phosphate metabolic process; ribose phosphate metabolic process. Gene Ontology annotation, molecular function: ADP-ribose diphosphatase activity.